AUGACAAAGCUUAUUGGGCAGUAUGGUAUGGGGUUAAAGCCUCCUUCUCAGUAUGAGCUCCGGUUCCCUUUACUUCAAAGGGAAGUCGCCAAUGUUCAAGCACUGCUGGCUCCUAACAGGGAAGAGUGGGCAGUGAAAGGAUGCUCAAUCAUGUCUGAUGGGUGGCGUGAUUCUGUGGUGCAGAAAGACAUCGUCAACUUUCUGGUUAACUCACCAAAAGGUUCUGUGUUCAUCAGGUCCAAAGAGGUUUCUGAAGUGGUGAAAGAUGCUACAAUGCUGUUCAAGCUACUUGAUGAUAUGGUUGAAGAAGUUGGUGAGAAGAACGUGGUUCAGGUUGUAAUUGAUAAUGCCUCAAACUACGUCAAGACUGGAAAACUUCUUGAAGCAAAACGCCCACAUCUCUUUUGGACUCCAUGUGCUGCGCAUUGUCUUGAUUUGAUGCUGGAGGACAUUGGAAAGAUAGCUGCGGUGAAGACUGCAAUGCAGAAGUGCAUGUUCGUUCAUCCGACCGUACCGAUCAGAGCAAGGAAGCUGAAGCAGUAUAUCCUUCAAGAAGGGUUUUGGAGAAACAUAGCUUAUGCUCUGAAGCUAACUUCUCCAUUGGUGAAGGUGCUACGGAUGGUUGAUGGCGAGAAGAAACCACCAAUGGGGUACAUUUAUGCUGCUAUGGAUAGAGCAAAAGAAACUAUUGCUAAGAGUUUUAAGUUAAAGAAGGUGAAGUAUGAGAAGGUUUUUGAGAUGAUUGACAGACGCUGGGACUGUCAGCUACAUCAACCACUUCACGCAGCAGGUUAUUUCCUCAAUCCAGCUGUUCAUUAUGCUCAUCCUGCGGAUGUUUGUUGUGAGGAAGUGGAGCGUGGAUUGUAUAGCUGCAUCACAAAGCUGGUCCGAGAUCCUAUUGUGCAAGACAGGAUCAUGGUGGAGCUUGAAGUUUUUAAGAAUGCAACUGAUUGGUGGUCAAGCUACGGAAGCUCAGCUCCUAAUCUCAGAGAUUUUGCUGUCAAGGUCCUUAGUCUAACAUGCAGUGCAAGUGGCUGUGAAAGAAACUGGAGUGUGUUUCAACAUCUUCAUACCAAGAAAAGAAACAGAUUAGCUCAAAGCCGAUUGAAUGACAUGGUGUUUGUCAAGUACAAUCGUGCUUUGCAGCGUAGGAUGAAAAGAAAUGAUGCAAAGGAUCCAAUUCUUUUGGAGGAAAUAGAUGAUAGCAACGAGUGGUUGAUGGGGAAGAUGGAUGGAAACUCCUCCAAUGAUGAAGAUGAUGCUUUCGUCCAUGAUGAUGAGGACCUGACUUGGACUUUGGUGAGUGAAGCAGCCGGAGCUGAAGAACCAAGCUAUGGUACUAGAGGAGCGAAGACUCCUCAUUCAGCUAAGAACAACAAAGGGAAAGGAAUAGCUACUUCUUCAACUCAGAGCAAGCGCUAUGGUACAUCAGCUCCUCAUUUGGAAUUGGUUGAUGAAGAUGAUGACGUCGGAGAGGAGUUAGGAAAGGAAGAUGGUAGCUUCUGGAAGGAUUUGGAAUUGGAGUAUGAGGAGAGUGGUUCUGAAUCUGAGUAGAGA
This is a messenger RNA of Brassica oleracea var. oleracea, 1557 nucleotides long. RefSeq lists its product as uncharacterized. The coding region runs from base 1 to 1554 and encodes 517 amino acids. Gene Ontology annotation, molecular function: protein dimerization activity. Lineage: Eukaryota; Viridiplantae; Streptophyta; Magnoliopsida; Brassicales; Brassicaceae. The record is from RefSeq and is a predicted model, not a curated record. The transcript has 4 exons.